This is a messenger RNA of Oryctolagus cuniculus (rabbit), 1223 nucleotides long. RefSeq names its product major histocompatibility complex, class II, DR alpha (gene RLA-DR-ALPHA). The record is from RefSeq and is marked provisional. Lineage: Eukaryota; Metazoa; Chordata; Mammalia; Lagomorpha; Leporidae. Gene Ontology annotation, cellular component: membrane; MHC class II protein complex. Gene Ontology annotation, biological process: immune response; antigen processing and presentation.
AUUCUGGUCUCUUCUGCCUCACUAGUGGUUCCACUGACACCCAUCAAAGAAACUAAGAAGAAAAUGGCCAUAAGCGGUGGAGUACCAGUCCUGGGCUUUUUCAUCAUUGCUAUUCUGAUGAGCCCUCAGAAGUCUUGGGCUAUCAAAGAGGAACACGUGAUCAUCCAGGCCGAGUACUUUCUGUCCCCUGACGAUUUAGGAGAGUUCAUGUUUGACUUUGAUGGUGAUGAGAUUUUCCAUGUGGAUAUGGACAAAAAAGAGACAGUCUGGCGGCUUAAAGAAUUCGGACAAUUUGCCAGCUUUGAGGCCCAGGGUGCACUGGCAAAUAUAGCAGUGGACAGAGCCAACCUGGACAUCAUGAUAAAGCGCUCCAAUCACACCCCAGACACCAAUGUGCCUCCAGAGGUGACUCUGCUCCCAAGCAGCCCUGUGGAACUGGGAGAGCCCAACGUCCUCAUCUGUUUCAUCGACAAGUUCUCCCCACCUGUGAUCAAUGUCACAUGGCUCCGAAAUGGAAACCCUGUCACCAUGGGAGUAUCAGAAACAGUCUUCCUGCCCAGGGAUGACCACCUUUUCCGCAAAUUCCACUAUCUCCCCUUCCUGCCCUCGACCGAGGACGUCUAUGACUGCAAAGUGGAGCACUGGGGUUUGGAGGAGCCUACUCUCAAGCACUGGGAGUUUGAAGCACGAACCCCUCUCCCAGAGACUACAGAAAAUGUGGUGUGUGCCCUAGGGCUGGUUGUGGGUCUGGUGGGCAUCAUUGUUGGCACCAUCUUCAUCAUCAAGGGCGUGCACAAGGGCAAUGCUACAGAACGCCGGGGGACCCUGUGAGCACAGGAAGGUGAUUCCUUUCUUAGAGAGAACAUUGAAGAUUCAGUGUCUGAUGUAAUAAUUUUACAAGCCUGGCAGUACUUCAGUGGUCAACCUCUGCCACCAUCUUCAGCAUUUUCCAGACAUCUAGCCACCCCAGGGAUACUGACACCUUCCCUGAGCCUUCCGCUCUCUAGCAUCUGGAUGGCCUUCCCUCUUUAUCACUAUUUCCUGUAUCUGCUUUUCCUGUGUUUCCUACCAUCUUGUCAUCACCAGGCAAUACCUCUGUAAUAAACCCCACAAAAUUCUUUCACUGCUAUGCAACUUUCUGAACGUUUCAUUAGGGCAUCUCCUGUGUACUUAUUGCUUAGGAUUUCUCAAAACUGUGAUUUUUUUUUCUUAAGUACAAUAAA